This is a messenger RNA of Caenorhabditis angaria, 2883 nucleotides long. The record is from the annotation of a GenBank genome assembly. NCBI's taxonomy places the organism in Eukaryota, Metazoa, Nematoda, Chromadorea, Rhabditida, Rhabditidae.
AUGCGACAGUUUUCAAUAUUUAAUUCAAUAAUUUUUUUAUUUUUCUUUUUUGGGGAAAAAAUUCGGGUUUUUUCGAAUCCGAUUGAUAAUGGAUUGGUGGAUUCUGAACUUAUACACGGUGAGUUUUUUUUUUUCGGUGGGGAAAAUUGACUGAAAAUAUAAUGAUCUCUGGAAAUUUUGGAAAUCGGGAAAUCAUUUUUCAACUCUGAUUUUCCUGUUCUGUUCCAAAAUCUGAGCUUUCCCUGAGGUGCACAAAUUUUAAAAUUAUGAAAAGCCUCCCCCGUCUCUCUCUCUCUCCUGAACUUCUAAUUUUUUGCAGAAUGCAUAACUCACAAAGCAGUUGAAGUAAUGCUAUUACUUGAUGCAAGCGGUUCAAUCGGCGACGAAACCUUCAAAAAUCAACUAAACUUUGCAAUGCAUCUCGCAUCUCGUCUAAAUAUUUCAGAAGAUGGUUCACAUAUGGGUCUAAUUCAAUAUGCCGAAACACCAAAACUCGAAUUCUCAUUGGGACAAUUUAAUCAUCCAACACAAUUAGAAUGGGCAAUUCAAAGAAUCGAAUAUCAAAGUGGAGCAACAAAUACAGGACAAGCAUUGAGAUUAACAUUGGAAAAAGGAUUACAGGGUGCGAGAGCAGGAAUUCCGAAAGUUGCGAUUGUUAUAACUGAUGGACAAAGUCAGGAUGAUGUUUCGGAACCAUCACAAUUAUUGAGAGAUGCUGAUGUUAUGGUUUAUGCUAUUGGUGUUACUAAUUUAGUUAAUGUUCAUCAAUUACAUCAGGUAUGAGAAACUGGGGGAUACUGUAGAUCAGGGGAUUAAAGGAACAAUCGAAAUAUGAUAUUUUCAGAUGACUGGAAAUCCAGUUCGUGUUUUCACUGUUGAAACAUUUGAGCAAUUGGAUAAAGCAUUGGCCGAUUCAUUGACUUGGAGCAUGUGCAAAACGGAAUUCAGUAGGUUUCUUUUUUUUUUAGAAAAUCAAUGGAUUACUGUCAAAUGAAUUGAAUGUUUCGCCAUUUUCUCAUAUUUUUUAAUUUUCUGAAACGUAUUUUUUCGUCGAUUUCAGUUUCUAGCAAAAAGAGCCUUUUCAAAAAUUCUUAAAACCGCACAUUUUUGCAGGACCAGGCACUCCAGAAAUCAUCUGUGGACCUGAUCGAAUUGGUGUCAAAGCCUCAACCAAACAACCUUUCGAAGGAAAUGUUUUUGUUCAGGACCAUUUUCAUGAUGAAGAAUGUCGAGCGGGUCCCGAAAAAUUUCCGGAUUCUAAAAGUAUUGGAUUGACUGUUCCUUUUUCAGCGUGUAAUGUUCAUCGAUAUCGAUCGGUAGGGUUUUUGGCUGAAAGAGUUCUGAAAAUUUUACAUUUCGAUUUUCAGCUGAAUCCGAAGGGAAUUUUCGUCGAGGUUACGAUUGUUUUCAUGUUUCAUUCAUUGUGAGUUGAUUUUUCUCUAUGUGAAAAAUUUCUCUGCCACGUGGCAUUUUUAAUUUUGAAAUCUUUUUCCAAAUUCUAAAUAUUUCACUGUUUCAAUAGUUUUUUUUUUUCAAAUUUCCUAGAAAAAUAAUCGAGCAAUUAUUGUAAUAUCAACAUUUUACAGCUUUGAAAAAAAAAUCAUGAAAAAAGUGAAAAAUGUUUCACUGUUUCAAAAAAAUCAAAAUGUUUCGCAGAUUUAUGACAAAAACCGAUCAAACCGUAAAAGUGCAAUGUUUUUAUAUGGAAGCCGACAAACAUGUAACAGUUCCAUUAUCAGUUUCAAUGAUAACUACAGUAUUCCGUGAACAAAUUUAUCAAAUGCCUCAAUGUGCAUACACUUUACGACAAAAUGCACCAGAUGGUCCAAUUGUUAAAUAUGCGACUUUGGGACAAAGUGUUUAUCAUAGAUGGGAAUGUAUUGAAGUUGAAGGAAUUGAUAAAGAUACUUUUGGAAUGUUGGUACAUUCUUGUUAUGUUGAUAAUGGAUAUGGGGAUCGAGUUGAUAUUUUGGAUCAAAAUGGGUAGGAGAUUUUCUGGAUUUGGUGUGGCAAGGGUCAGGGAAUUUAGAGAUCAAGAAAUUUCGCGUUUAAAAUGAAGAUUUUUACACCAAGUUUUCUAUAAUUUUUUGUUCUGGAGUUAUUAGCUCUGAAAAAUGAUAUAAAUCUUGAAAAAUGUCUUUAAUUCCCAUUUUUUCAGUUGUGGUUUGGAUGCAGUUCUCCUCUCGACUCCUGAUUAUAAUCCAUCUCUCCGUCUCGCCACAAAACCCUAUCAUGUUUUCAAAUAUGCCGAUCGUCCAGUUCUUCAAUUUCAAUGUCAAAUCACUUUGUGUUUGAAAUAUGAUGGUGGAUGUGAGGGAAUUACGCCACCGAAAAAUUGCAAAAAAUUAGCGGGAGAAGAUGGAAAUCAUCAUCAUCAUCAUCAUCAUGAACAUUCGAAUUCGACAAAACGACGAAAAAUGGUGAGACUUUCUCAUGGGAUUUUCUACGAAAUUGAAAUUUAAUUCUCAAAAAUCCACUGUUUCAAUGAAAUGUUAAAGAUUUUGCUGAAUUUUUAUUAUUUGGUGUUUCAAAGGUGUACACUUUUUAUAAGUAUAGAAACUACAGUACAGAACCCUUUUUUCACGCCAAAUCUAAAAAUUCAAAAAUUUUGCAGGUUCGCCGUUUGGCAGAUGGUGUUGGAACAAUUGAUGUUUUCACUGAUUCGGUCACAGUUUUGGAUCAAGAACCGAUUUGUAAAAUUGUGAGUUUUUGCGGUCCUAAUUUCUCUCAUCUUCUUUUUUUCAGGAUCCCUCAUCUUCAUCUUCACAAAAUCCAUUGGGAGAAAUGAGUUCAACAACAAUUCUAAUAAUAACCUUGGCAAAUAUUCUAAUAUCUUUGAUAACAAUUAUAAUAGCAAUGUGUCGAAGGCGGAAAUUUGUCUGA